Mollisia scopiformis is the source of this 1960-nucleotide messenger RNA. RefSeq lists its product as uncharacterized. The record is from RefSeq and is a predicted model, not a curated record. Gene Ontology annotation, biological process: regulation of transcription by RNA polymerase II. The transcript has a single exon. Gene Ontology annotation, molecular function: DNA-binding transcription factor activity, RNA polymerase II-specific; RNA polymerase II cis-regulatory region sequence-specific DNA binding. NCBI's taxonomy places the organism in Eukaryota, Fungi, Ascomycota, Leotiomycetes, Helotiales, Mollisiaceae. The coding region runs from base 435 to 1607 and encodes 390 amino acids.
ACCUACAUCAAAACCACUUUACUUUCCCGCCGUCCAUUCUUUGUCGACUCUCACCGACAAACGGGCACAACAAUACGACACGAAAUUGAUCUCGUUCACCUUUCCCAUCUCAAAGCAAAGGAAAGGAGAUCCAGUCUCACGAAUUGUGUUACUUACCCGAAGAUCGCAACGACGACGACAUCAUACCAAGAUUAACGUGCACGACAAGACGACCGAGAUUCACCUUUCCCAUCUCAUAGCAGACGAAAGGAGAGUGUCAAUCUCACGUACCUGCCUUACUUACCCGACGAAGAUACCCGGCGAAGAGCGCAACAACGACCGACAUCAUACCAAGAUUAACAAUCUGAUCCGCAGCAGCAGACUAAGAGCUUUCCACGUCUCCAACCUGGGUCCUUACAAUCUCACCCUCAUCAGUCGCGGACGAGUUCCCGACAAUGGCUACACCAUCAAACAUGUUUGAUAUGACAGACAAUACCAUCAACCCAAACCUCACCAUGCAAGACAACUCAGACCUGAACGACUUCUUCAACCCCAUGGAGCCAGCUUCGACUUCGACCAAUUCAGCAUGGAGUGGCAUGGGCAUGGGUCAAUUCAUUGACAUCAAUCGCAACACCGAGUUCCCCUUUCCUCAGACCCAGAACAGUCUUCCCUUCGGCGUCCCCCCUCAAGCUCUCAAUACCUACAUUGCAGGACCUAUGAAUAACGCACCGGCAUACCUCCAUGGCGUACCAGUAUCCGCGGGGUUUGCCUUUCUACAAACUGCAGCUCCGAGUGCUUUAAUGGACACACAAAACCCGGGCUAUACUACCCGCCAAGCUACAAGCUCCUCACAAAAGGCACCUCGAGAUUCGACCAACAAUAACGAAGCCAGCACCGAGUCCACUGAGAAGAAGCCUCGAAAGCAACGGAAGAAGCGUAGCAAGCAAUUGUCUGAAGCAGAAGCCAACGAGAAGCGUCAGAAGUUCUUGGAUCGAAACAAGGCCGCUGCUCAUAAGUGUCGUCAACGCAAGAAGGAAUGGACCGACAAUCUUUCAACCAAAGCCUCCGCCGUUAAGGACGAAAACGACAGGUUGAAGAUUGACAUGGCGGGAGCAUAUUAUGUUAUUGAUAGCUUGAAGGCAGAAAUAGCAAAGUUGCGUAUGCCAGGAAGUGUUCACACCUGCAACUUUCCACAAGCCGAGAAACAAUAUGAAGAAUUCUUGAAGAGAGAAGCGAAUGGUUUCGCCGACGAAGCUAGUAUUGCACACCAGUUCCUUAGAGAUCGACGCGAACGCGAACGCACGGCUGCAGAGAAUGAUGGAGAAAGCGGGUUUGAAAUGUCAAGACGAACAUCGCAGCAGAGUGGCCGGAGCGCAUAUGUACAAACUGGACGUACUGAGAGACAUGAUUCCGGUGUUUCUCUCGGCAAUACUCCAGAAGAUGCGAAGACCCACGAUACACCAAAAGCUUCUGUCGAUGAGGGAAUCGAUCUUGAUAAUGGUCGUAACUUCUUUGGUGAUGGUAACAUGAUGCCUAACCAACGAUUGGGUAUGUGGGGCAACGAGUCGACUGCCAAUGGUCCAGAUGAUUUGAUGGAUCCUGCAGUUUACUUGGGUCUCGUCAACUGAAGUACUCUCUUCGAUACCCCCGGCAGACUGCGAAAAUCAAUUGAUUGGAUCCUUCUAGUGGUAUCUGGGACCAAUUGUAUAAUGCAAUAACGACAGGGGCUGGACAGCGUUUCGGAAUGGGAGUAAAUGUUGCGAUGGAGUUGGGAGGUAUUUUGUUUUGCUUUGGCUGUAAAGAUAGGUGAUAUACCCGGUAACAAAGCGCCAGAUCGCUGUGGACGAACGAAACUUGGUGGUUUUUUGCUGGAGUACAUCAAGGAGAGAUGUUUGCAAGUUGGCUAAGUGAGCUCUUACAUGUGAGCUGCAAGCACAUUAGCAACUAUAUGUGCUUCGAACGGGAGAAGAAAAGUGUUGCU